ACUAACUGCCUCUGCCAAAACCGCCUGUGUCAGCACAAGAAGCCAGGAGGCCAAGAAAGCCAAGAACCGCCCCCGCACCGCAACCAUGGAGGUGGCCCGCGCCUUCCACACCCCGCAGCGGCACCACCACCUCGCGGAGCUCCGCAUCGAGGCUAACCAGUCGCCGGUCGCCUUCUCCGAUCCCUGCGCCGCCGGCCACAAGCGCCGCUGCCUCUUCCCCGCCUUCUCCCCGCGCAAGAAGAUGUUGGUCGAGCUGCCUCCCUUCGAAGCGCCCGCGCUCUCCCCGCCAGCCAGCGCGGGGCGCACCGCCAGCGCUUUCUCCUCGUCGGCACUGUCGUCUCCUUCCAGCGGGAGCAACCGCAUCUUCACCUUCACGUUCCGCGCUUCGCCGGAGCAGCCUUUGGCGCCCACGGGGUCCAACCGCAGCAGCGCCUCGGCGUUAUUGACUCCGCUGACACCCAUGGGCUCCACCGCCAGCGGCGGGUUUAGGGUCCCGUCUUCCCGGCCGCCGUUGUCGCCCGGUCCCGGGGGCGCCAGCGCAACCGGCAGCAUCGCGUCCUUGGCUUCCCCGAAGCCGGCGCGCACGGGAUUUUCCACCGGCAACGACGGCGGGGGGUUGGCUUCUCCGAAACCGGCGUUCGGGCGCGCAGGUUCUUCGCCGUCCCCGGUAGCCAAGGUGUUGUCUCCCGCAGGCCCCGGGAUUAGCGGCGGUGGCGAUCUUGUCGUCUCGCCGCCGCUCGUCCUCACGCCCCUCCGGAUGCCGGCCUCUCCGGUGCGCGAUUCCGAGGGGAGCACCCUGUGGUCACGGCGCCGCGGGAAGAAGCGCCAGGGGGAGGAGAAGCUGCAGAUCACCCUGCCGCCGAAGAAGAUCGCCAAGACGCGAGCGACUGCCGCCAGCGAGCCUUCCCCUCGCGCCGCCCUGUCCGUGUCGUCGGCCAGGCCGUGCUGCUCGUUCGUCAAUUCGCCGGCGAAGGCGAGCAAGCAGGAAGCCAAUAGGGACAUCCUCACCGCCAGCGCCGCAUUCCGUUCAUCGUCGACGGCCGGGACCUGCUGCACGCUCGUCACAUCGCCGACGAGGCCGUCCGCGGUGGACAAGGCGAGCGGGCCGGAGUGUGAUGCAAUAUUGGCUAGUGUGGGCGGAGGUGGCGCCGGCUCGUCGGCGGCGUGUGCAGGCGCCGAGGUGGUAGUGAGUGUGACCUACUCGUGCGGUGCCCAGAAGGAGUUCCGAUUCGACCAUUGCCACUGACAAGCUAUCGUCCGUCCAUCACCACCAUCAAUUACUUUGUCCAUGAGCUUGGAUCGCCCCCAAAUUUCCUGCAAUUUUAGUCUAGCCUGAGUCUAGGACAACCGUAACUUCAUUGUGUUCGGAACUACUCCGUAUAUGUGUGCUACGACUACGAGAGGUGUAACAGGUGAUGAAACGAUGAGUCUCUACUCUCUGGUUGCCUGACUGUUUUCUUGUAGAUUUGAACUGAAAAGAGCUCGUCGAUCUGGUAAACA
Molecule: messenger RNA, 1500 nt
Organism: Lolium perenne
Lineage: Eukaryota; Viridiplantae; Streptophyta; Magnoliopsida; Poales; Poaceae
Source: RefSeq, a predicted model, not a curated record